ACCUUACGUGUCUUUUUUCUUUUGGGAAAGAAUCUCGCCCUGUCGCCCAGGCUGCAGUGCAGUAGCACAAUCUCGGCUCACUGCAACCUCCGCCUCCCGGGUUCAAGCGAUUCUCCUGCCUCAGCCUCCCAAGUAGCUGGGACUACAGGCGUGUGCCACCUCGCCCGGCUAAUUUUUUGUAUUUUUGGUAGAGACAGGGGUUUCACCGUGUUAGCCAGGAUGGUCUCGAUUUCCUGACCUCGUGAUCCACCCGCCUCGGCCUCCCAAAGUGCUGGGAUUACAGCCACCGCGCCCGGCCACCUUACAUGUCUUUAAUAAUACUCCUAUAAAGCAAUUUGGGAAUGAACAAAAAUCUUUAUAAAAAUUUGAAAGUGAUUCUAGACAAAAAUUCCCAAGCAUUGGAUCACUAAUGGUUUUUGAAGAAUGGCAAUUAAUGUAGAUUAGAUAGAGUUGGUGAAAGGGGGCUAAACAUAUUUAGGUUUCUGUUGGGUUACUUUGGAUUUUUGAAUGUACCUAUAAAUUACAGAUGGUUCCCCAAAGCCUCCAAGACUCAAUGGUAAUAAAUAGAAUGACUUAGGUUAUACAGUAUUGUAUUAUGCAUUCAUAAAGCUUCUGGAUUAUCUAGAAGUGUUUGCUAUUUACAAUGUGAAGUUUGCGAAGUGCCGCGUGGAUUUUUAUGUGAAACAAGCAUUUCUGUUACGGUUCAGAAAGGUAUGAAACACCAAAGAGAGCGCUGAAAAUGGACUCACUGUCAUCUUCCUUCAGUUCUCCUAAUGAUCCAGAUGGACAGAAUGAUAUCUUUUGGGAUCAGAAUUCUCCAUUGACAAAGCAGUUAGGUAAAGGAAGAAAAAAACAGAUUUACACCACAGAUAGUGAUGAGAUUUCACAUAUUGUUAAUCGUAUUGCUCCUCAGGAUGAAAAACCAACAACAAAUUCUAUGCUGGACAUGUGGAUUGGUGAAACUGCUAUUCCUUGUACUCCCAGUGUAGCAAAAGGAAAAUCAAGAGCAAAAAUCAGCUGCACAAAGUUAAAAACACAAAGUCAAGAAGAAGAACUUAUGAAACUGGCUAAACAAUUUGAUAAAAAUAUGGAAGAGCUAGAUGUGAUUCAAGAGCAAAACAAGAGGAAUUAUGAUUUUACCCAGAUGAUUUCAGAAACAGAGAUUUUAAGUAAUUAUAAAGAUAAUAUACAGAUGUGGUCAUUACAUAAUAUAGUUCCCGAAAUAGAUAAUGCUACAAAAAAGCCAAUCAAAGGAAACACCAAGAUAUCUGUGGCAAAUAAUCAAAAUAGCAGUCAGAAGCCAUUUGACCAAAUUGCUGAAGCAGCCUUUAAUGCUAUUUUUGAUGGUUCUACUCAGAAAUGUAGCGGACAGUUAAGCCAAGAACUGCCAGAGGCUUUUUGGAGCACCAGUAAUACUACCUUUGUAAAGACAAAUGCUUUGAAAGAGGAGAAAAUCAUUACUAAUGAAACUCUGGUCAUUGAAAAACUGUCAAAUAAAACCCCACGAUCACUUUCUUCUCAAGUAGAUACACCCAUAAUGACAAAAUCAUGUGUGACUUCCUGUACUAAGGAGCCAGAAACUUCUAAUAAGUACAUUGAUGCAUUUACUACAAGUGAUUUUGAGGAUGAUUGGGAAAACUUACUAGGUAGUGAACCUUUUGCUAUGCAAAAUAUCGACAUGCCUGAACUCUUUCCUUCUAAAACAGCCCAUGUUACUGAUCAAAAGGAAAUUUGUACCUUUAAUAGUAAAACUGUUAAAAAUACGUCAAGAGCAAAUACAAGUCCAGAUGCCAGGUUAGGAGAUUCAAAAGUAUUACAAGAUCUUUCUUCAAAGACAUAUGACAGAGAAUUAAUAGAUGCAGAAUAUAGAUUUUCACCAAAUUCAAAUAAAUCAAACAAAUUAUCCACUGGAAAUAAAAUGAAAUUUGAGAACUCUUCCAAUAAAAUUGUUAUUCAAGACGAAAUUCAAAAUUGUAUAGUUACAUCUAAUCUGACAAAAAUAAAGGAAGAUAUUCUUACUAACUCUACUGAAGCUUCUGAAAGGAAGUCAGCUUUGAACACAAGGUAUUCUAAUGAACAGAAAAAUAAGUGCAUUUUAAAUCAGUCUAUUAAAGCCCCUGUUAAUACUGAUCUUUUUGGCUCUGCAAAUCUAGGCAGUAAAACCAGUGUUAGUAACCCAAAUCAGACUAGUGCAUCAAAAGUAGGUUCUUUCUUUGAUGAUUGGAAUGAUCCCUCAUUUGCCAAUGAAAUUAUUAAAGCAUGUCAUCAAUUAGAUAAUACCUGGGAAGCAGAUGAUGUAGAUGAUGAUUUGUUGUACCAAGCAUGUGAUGAUAUUGAAAGACUAACUCAGCAACAAGACAUUAGAAAGGACAGUAAGACAUCAGAAAGUAUAUGUGAGAUCAAUAAUAAUUCCGAACAUGGAGCCAAACUAACUCAGCAACAAGACAUUAGAAAGGACAGUAAGACAUCAGAAAGUAUAUGUGAGAUCAAUAAUAAUUCCGAACAUGGAGCCAAAAACAUGUUUGCUAUAUCUAAACAAGGAAGUAAUUUGGUACAAUCAAAGCAUUUGAAUCCAGGCAGCAUUUCAGUGCAGACAUCUUUGACAAAUAGCUCACAAAUAGAUAAGCCAAUGAAGAUGGAGAAAGGGGAAAUGUAUGGAAAUUCUCCAAGAUUUUUAGGUGCCACAAAUUUGACUAUGUAUUCUAAGAUCUCAAACUGUCAGAUAAAUAAUCUGCAUGUGUCUUAUACUAACACUGAUGUUCCAAUACAAGUGAAUAGUUCCAAAUUGGUUCUUCCAGGAAGUUCAAGUUUGAAUGUAACUUCAGAUCAUAUGAAUACAGAAAUUACUACUUAUAAGAAGAAAUUGAGUACUAAUCAGCCAUGCCAUAAGACUGUAACAGAUGAAGCUCAGAGCAACCUUAACACAACAGUUGGAUUUUCAAAGUUUACAUUUACAAGGAUGAAAAAUUCUCAGAUUCUUUCUCAGUUUAAUCAAAAUUGUAUAACUGGAAGUAUGUCUGAUACCAAAAUUACACAGGGUGUGGAGAAAAAGAAAGGUGUCAACCCAUUACUGGAGGAAGCUGUUGGACAGCAAUCUUUGGUGAAACUUUCUGAAUCUUUGAAACAAUCUUCAAAAGAGGAAGAAGAGAAAAAUAGAAAGUGUUCUCCUGAAGAAAUUCAGAGAAAAAGACAAGAAGCACUGGUUCGGAGAAUGGCUAAAGCACGAGCCUCAUCUGUAAAUGCAGCUCCCACUUCAUUUCUUUAAUGAAAUAUUAGUUGGAAGACUUCACGAAGACUGCUGAUAACUAUCUGUGAUUGAUAGGAAAUUUUUUUUCUUGAUUUCUCUGUGAGAAAUGUAAUGCUGACUUUUAUAAAGCCUGGACUUCUACUUUAUUUAAUAAAUCAAUGUUUGCAAUGGUAAAUGAAACAUUUCCUUGGACAUGUAUUUGAAAGUCAUUAAAUACAAAAGUUUUGGAAAUUCAGGAAAGUUAGCAAUUAUGUACGGAUAUUAUACAGAGGAAAGUAGUUAUAUUUUUAAAUGCUAUUAUUGCAGAGGAUCAUCAAAAAAGAGGUAAUCUACGUUAUUUCCUAUUCUAAUGUCUUUUCCUAAUAAAAAACUUCAACUUUCUAAGUUAGUAGAGACUGUUUUUGUAGUUUUACUUUCAUUAACUGUUGCUUAAGGUUUUUAUACACUUCCAGAUUUUAAUUAAUACUUUCAUAUUUCUAGGAACAUGGUUGAUAUGAAAUAAAGGACUUUUUAUUUGUAAGGAAAUUAUGUUCAGUUCUUAGAAGUGGAUUUGAAUUUUAAUAAUUCUAAAAUGUGACACAUUUUGGAAACUUUCCACCAUAUUUAGGAAAACUUUGAUUUUAGAAGUCUAACAUAGAGGAAAAGAAGUAGUGGAUUGUCUACAAAAGUAAUGUGGCAUCAUUAACAUUUAGAACUGGCAGAAACUUCAUAUGUCAUCUGGUCCAGCUUCCUUAUUGUAUCGGUGAGAAAAAGUAAUACUGUUUUCAAAGUCAUAGGCAAGUUAAUGCUGUGCUACAAUUAGAAUGAUUUAUUUGGACACCUAAACAAUUAUACUAUUUGUUUCAAAGUAUCAGUACAUAAAAUAACUUGAGGGAGUAUUAUUUUCUAGUAUAAAACAAAAGAUGUAAUUAAAAGCACAAUAAGGACUGUUUGAUAAUAAUGCUCAUUGUUCCUUAUUUUGCUUUAAAGAAUUAGUCUUUCCAGGAUAUAAAAAUGAGAAUCUUUUUUCUUUUCAGUUUUUCUGUAACUGUAAUUUUCCCCUCAAUUAAUUUACUUAGUUGACUCAUCUUUUCUUCUCUAUUACUGUUUUGUUUUUUUCUUUUUUUGCCAUUUUGCCUAUUUGGAAUUUGCUAAACCAGUAAUAGAAGUCCAACUAGAGGGCGUAAGGCAGGGAGGAUGCUUUAUUCCUCUUAAAUGGUUUUAGGAGAUCUAGAGAAAGUUAGAGAUAUGAAACACCUGUCAUGGUGUGGCAUUUAUCACUAUCAAGUGUCUCAAAGCUGUGAUAAUAUGGUAGUUACUGCCCUAUAGCUAUACAGAUACUCCUCAACUUACCGUGUAGUUACAUCCCAAUAAACCCAUCAUGAGUUGAAAAUACCUUAAGUUAAAAAUGCAUUUACUACACUUAAUCUACCAGACAACAUAGCUUAGCUUAGCCUACCUUAAACAUGCUCAAAUCACUUAUAUUAGCCUAGAGUUGGGCACAUCAUCUGGCAAUACGGCACACUGUAGAGUAUCAGUUGAGCUGAUGCCCAGCAUCGUGAGAAUGUUGUACCACAUAUCUCUAGCCUGGGAAAGAAUCAAACUUUAAAGUAUGGUUUCUAUUGGACGCAUAUCACUUUUGCAUCACGUUAGAGUUGAAAAAUUGUAAGUCAACCAUUUUAAGUUGGAGACUGUACAUCAAAAAUGGUAUUUUCAUAUCUACAGUGGAGUACUGGAGUUUAGCUAACCUAUAUUAUUUUUCCAGGAAUAUAUAAUAACCUAGAUAAAUGCAAGUAGUUUCUAUGUACAAAAAUAAAGAGCUGAGAAUCUUUUACUAAAAGUGGCUUCACUGUGUUCUGACUAUGCUUUGGAUAUCUCUGUCCUUGCUUAAGCUCCUCCCUGCUUACUGCUUGCUUUUUUAAGAGUACUUUUAGCCUAUUCUGUUCAUUCAUUUAGACUCAGCCUAAUAAGUCUGUUUGAACCUCGUACCUAACCAUCUUCACUGGAAUUGAUUGCUUCUCUCUGAUCAUAAUGGUACUAAUUAUUGUGUCUUUCAUUGAGCAAUACUAUAAUGCCUUUAUGUGUUGUUU
Messenger RNA from Homo sapiens (human), 5316 nucleotides. RefSeq names its product ETAA1 activator of ATR kinase (gene ETAA1). The transcript has 6 exons. The coding region runs from base 740 to 3265 and encodes 841 amino acids. The record is from RefSeq and is a predicted model, not a curated record. Gene Ontology annotation, cellular component: nucleus. NCBI's taxonomy places the organism in Eukaryota, Metazoa, Chordata, Mammalia, Primates, Hominidae.